Molecule: messenger RNA, 1188 nt
Organism: Aspergillus japonicus CBS 114.51
Lineage: Eukaryota; Fungi; Ascomycota; Eurotiomycetes; Eurotiales; Aspergillaceae
Exons: 2
Coding region: 1-1188 (395 amino acids)
Molecular function (GO): protein binding
Source: RefSeq, a predicted model, not a curated record
AUGGCUCAACUCACAGAUCUCCCGACCGAGAUUAUACUUCACAUAGUCUCUUAUCUACAGUCCCAUGACGACAUUGCGGCGUUGGCUGCACAGUCUUCCCAUCUCUACGAGUCGUGUGAUAAGAGGGCCCGUGCAAGAUUCCGCGAGAUCCACAUUACAAACAAUGCCAAGCAUCUCGAGAGCGCCUUCGCGGCCCUGAUCGACAUCCUAGAACAGCCGUAUCUAGGCCGCUAUGUGCGUCAUAUUGAGUAUUGGGAGCUUUUUCAUUGCCGGGAGCCCCUUCUCGCACAGGUUCUGACAGCACUUCUAAUCUCCGUGGCACCGGAAGUAGAGUCUAUGGCCCUCUCCCAACCCUUUCUCAGCAAGUUUUCCGUACCUUGGCAUACGGACUCAAUCGACCGCAAGUGUACGAAAUUUCCUUUGAAAUGGCUUCUGCACCAGAUCAACAACAACGACGCGUUCCCGGGUGCCCGGGGGCCGAAGCUCCUGAGAAAACUUCGGGACGUGUACUUAGUCAACGAGACGGAGGACGACACAUCCUGGAAACAGGAUCGAGUCUUUUUCAUGACGGACCUCUUUGGCUUCCUAGAGCUUUUUCACCAUCUUCCAUCGAUUGAGUCAUUUGGCACGGAUGAGCUGAAAACAAGCGUCGUCGGUAAGCACGGGCUCCCCUUUGCCUCGUCGAAUAUCUCCCGUAUCCGGAUCGAGCACUCGUUGGCCGACAGCAUGAACUUGGCAAGAAUGAUCUGUCUAUGCAAGCAGCUUCGAGAGUUUCAAUGCCCCAUCGGGGCCAGAUCAAUCGGCGGCAACCUUACCUGUAGGUUGAACUCAUUUCGAAUCAUCUUCCAAGCGCUUCUGGUCCACCGUAGAACCUUGGAGGUUCUAGAUCUAGGCGUCACAUACAUACCUUUUGAGUCAACACCGGUAGAGCGAGUUCCUCUUAACCUCAGUGAGAAUCGCGAAAAGCGCGAACAAAUGCAAUUAAUCCGGACUGCGAAUGAAAUGGCUUUGGCCGAUAGGUCAGUGCAGCUGCCGGACUGGAUCUGGGACCAGGCCGGUUCGUUGGCCGAAUUCUCCGCCUUGAAGCACUUGAAUCUGGAGCUUCAGUACCUGCUGUACAUGGCGAGGGGUGUAGGAACCGCGAGGGACGAUGGAUACCAGCUCGUGGAUCGGUUGCCGUCCCAGUGA